This is a messenger RNA of Caretta caretta (loggerhead turtle), 1740 nucleotides long. RefSeq names its product ras-related GTP-binding protein A. Lineage: Eukaryota; Metazoa; Chordata; Testudines; Cheloniidae. Gene Ontology annotation, cellular component: nucleus; lysosome; Gtr1-Gtr2 GTPase complex. Gene Ontology annotation, biological process: positive regulation of TORC1 signaling; cellular response to starvation; negative regulation of autophagy. The record is from RefSeq and is a predicted model, not a curated record. Gene Ontology annotation, molecular function: GTPase activity; GTP binding.
GGGCUGGGCGGCUGUUCACGUGACCGGCUGAGGCAGCCUAGUCCCGAGUCUCGUGAGCCAGGGGCGCAGGGGGUGUCCCGGGGGCCGCAUCCGAAGGAGGAGAGACCCCGCCGGGCGGCUGGCUCAGGCAAGGCCGAGGCCUCGGGGCCUAGCGGGGGGAUUGUCUCUCUCUGCGCGCCGAGCCCUGCCCCCAGGACCCCCCGCUGGGCGCGGGCCGGGAGAGACCCCCCCGACCCGCUGCGUUCGCACAGCCCCCGCUCGCCAGGGAGGCGGCCUGGGGCGCAGAGCAGGGACCCCCCGCCCCACCGCGGGGUCGGCCCAGGCGGCGCCGCGCUCAGAGCCAGAGGUGGGUGAUGCCAAGCACAGCCAUGAAGAAAAAGGUGCUGUUGAUGGGUAAAAGUGGGUCUGGAAAGACCAGCAUGAGAUCCAUUAUCUUUGCAAACUACAUCGCCAGAGACACACGGCGCCUUGGUGCCACAAUUGACGUGGAGCACUCCCAUGUUCGAUUUCUGGGAAACCUGGUGCUGAACCUGUGGGACUGUGGAGGACAAGACACCUUCAUGGAGAACUACUUCACCAGCCAGCGGGACAACAUCUUCCGCAAUGUGGAAGUCCUGAUCUAUGUCUUCGACGUGGAGAGUCGCGAGCUGGAGAAGGACAUGCACUACUACCAGUCGUGUCUGGAGGCUAUCCUGCAGAACUCUCCUGAUGCCAAGAUCUUCUGCCUAGUGCACAAGAUGGAUCUAGUGCAGGAGGACCAGCGUGAUCUGAUUUUUAAAGAGAGGGAGGAAGACCUGAGGCGACUGUCCCGCCCCCUGGAGUGUGCAUGCUUUAGAACGUCCAUCUGGGAUGAAACACUUUAUAAGGCUUGGUCCAGUAUAGUCUAUCAGCUGAUUCCUAAUGUCCAGCAACUAGAAAUGAACCUGAGGAACUUUGCUCAGAUUAUAGAAGCAGAUGAAGUUCUUUUGUUUGAGAGAGCCACUUUCCUGGUUAUUUCCCAUUAUCAGUGCAAAGAACAGCGCGAUAUCCACAGAUUUGAGAAAAUCAGCAAUAUUAUUAAACAGUUCAAGCUGAGCUGCAGUAAGCUGGCUGCUUCUUUCCAGAGCAUGGAAGUCAGGAACUCUAACUUUGCUGCUUUCAUUGACAUCUUCACAUCGAAUACAUAUGUGAUGGUGGUCAUGUCUGAUCCUUCCAUACCUUCUGCAGCUACACUGAUCAACAUCCGCAACGCUAGGAAACACUUUGAGAAGCUGGAGAGAGUGGAUGGACCAAAGCACAGUCUGCUCAUGCGCUGAACACUGGCCAAGCCACAUGGUCUUUGGGGGAGAAAAGUUGGAACUGCAGUUUUUUUAGGAGAAUCUAACAAUGUGGGUGUCUUGUGGGCUUUGAAAUGAGUGUGCUGCUUACCACCGCAAUCUUCUUUAUUUUUUUCUCCUUUUAACAUUGGACACUAGUCAUUUGGAUGAUGUCUGGAUACACAGUGGAACUUUAAGAGAGACUUCCUGGCACACUAGGGGUUGGGGAAGAUGCAAGGGCAGGUGAUUUGCACUUGGCCUGAUAAGCCUAGUUGCCAUAGUCACGCACACUGAAGCCUUUAUGGAUGUUUUCCUGUAUUCCAGGUGAUCAUAUAAAUCACAAGGAUGGAAUAUUACUAUUUUAUCAGCAAGUUGCUAGGAUACAUUUAUAAAUUUCUCCUUGUCUUCAGUCAUGAAAAUAAAUUUUUGCUACCAGGGACUUUGA